AUGGUGGGUAUUUAUAUGUCGAUCCAGGCAAAUCAAUGUCCAUUGUUACGGACGAGCCCAGCUGCUAUCAUGCUUAAAUUUGGAUGGCUGGUUUACGUAUCAGCUCGAUGUGAGGCGCUUUCGAGACUUGGUUGGGCGGUGCACGACCCUGGGUCGACGGGACGGGUUCUGUCGCUGGCGCCUUUUAGCUGGCCCAGACGGCGUGCACUGCGAUGGGGGCCUGCUGGGGGCUACUUGCUACCGGCUGUCUGCCGCAUUUCGCCUGUGGGGCGUCCGCUGUCCCUCAGAUCAGCCACCGUCUGGUUCUCAGAUCUGAUCUUGAUUUUUUUUUUCACGCCGCACAGCCGCAGUAGUUUUAGUCUCGCUAUUUUCAAACCAGCCAUCUCGAAAUUAAGCUUUGACGCAGCUAAGCUAUUUACCUGA
This is a messenger RNA of Ogataea angusta, 423 nucleotides long. RefSeq lists its product as uncharacterized. Bases 1 to 423 code for a protein of 140 amino acids. The record is from RefSeq and is a predicted model, not a curated record. NCBI's taxonomy places the organism in Eukaryota, Fungi, Ascomycota, Pichiomycetes, Pichiales, Pichiaceae. The transcript has a single exon.